Messenger RNA from Porites lobata, 9542 nucleotides. The record is from the annotation of a GenBank genome assembly. Lineage: Eukaryota; Metazoa; Cnidaria; Anthozoa; Scleractinia; Poritidae.
CGAAUUUUCUCAGCGGAGACUGGCACGGGUGACUCGUUGAUCGACAAAUUUUUUCUCCUUACAUACUUCAAUAGCAGCAGUUUUUAUCAAGUAUUGAGAAUUUGAUAUAGAUCAGUUCACUGAAUUUGAGCAGAGGCAAAGCAAUUGUUGGGAGGAGUGAAGAUGGCGUCUAAUAGUACGGCGAAGACCACGUGCAUUAGCUGCGAAGAUUUCUUUACUUUACAUCGACCUCAGUUUCUUUCCAUCGGCUUACCCGAGCAAUUAUGGGAAAGGCUUUACAAAAAGCUAACUCCUAUUGCAAGCUGUGACACAGCAGAGGUUUUGAGGUUCGCGAAGGAGGACAAUUUGGUUCCCCGGGUCGUUGGUCUCUUCACGCUAAACGUGCUUUGCAGAAAUUCAGCGACGUGUUUCUUAUUGAGCACGCCUGGUCGAGUGAUGGAGGCUCGACAGCAAAGAAGAAUUUGGAAAAAUCGCCAGAACUUUUGGCGAGGAUGAAGGAAAUUAUGCAACGCCCUGAAAACAGCGCUAGCGAAAUUGCCUCGAGCGACGAAUCUCUGCUAGACAGCUCCCUGGUUCUUUCACAAAUUACCGGAAUAGAAAAGAAGAAAGCUGAAGAAGCUCUUCAAGCGAGUGGCAGUGAUCUAAUCGAGGCCUUGUGUCAAAUCACGGACGAUUCUUAUGAAAGUAAAAAGCCAUCGAAAUCAGACAGGUCAAAAAUUAUGGCCUUCGAGGAAUUCAAGACGGGCUUCCUUCACUCGGUUGGAAUGGAAAAAGCAAAGCUUCUCUCUAAGGAAUACGUGGAGAAAAUGUACUUAAGGUACAAACGAGAGAAGGAGCAAUACCCAGACUCUUUGUGCUUCGGAAAAGGAACAACCGCGCAGUAUAGUUGGCUCGAAGAAGACGAGGGCUCGAUGGCUGUUUUUGUUUCGAUUCCAGUAACGACCAAAAAGCGAGAUGUUGUAAACAAAUUGACAACGAAACGAUGGACUUUGGGCUUGAAAGGUUUUCCGCCUAUUAUUGAUGGAGAGUUUUACGGAAAUGUUUGCCCCGAUGAAUCGUUUUGGACGUUUGAUUGUCCCGGUUUGUUGGUUAUGACUUUGCAGAAACCGGAGAAUGAAGAAGCUGAGUUAUGGCCAGUAAGUUUUAAAUUUAUCUUACAAUUUUUAGCGCCAAGCGCCUAGCAAAGCGUGACACGGCUUAUUCAUUUCAAGAGGUGCAUAUUUUUCGCAUUUUUCUAUCGCGGCGUCAAAUCGCGAUCUCAACUGUUUGCUACAAGGUAUUUAUGAACUAAUUAUAUUUAACUUCUGAACAGCGACAAGUUUGAUGAAGCUCACUUUAGUUAUUGAAGCCAAUAUUAUCCUAAACAGAAAAUUUGAUGUUUUUUCUUGAGUGGCUUUGCCAUCAACUUUCAAGUGGUUAAAAACUGAUUCCUUAAUCAUUUCUGAUAUUCGUAUGUCCAUCUCGUUACAUUGUGUACAAAUUUACAGGCCUCAAGCAUAUUGCUAUACGUGAUGUCGUUUUGUAUUUCUGCAAUCAGUUCUGUUGUCUUCGUUUUGUUUUCUCAGAUAAGAAUUUUGAAAUACCAGAGAAUUUUUUCUCACUAAGAAAUUUUUGCCAUCUUGCAUAGUUAGUAUUUCGUUUCGUUUUUCUUUGAUCGCAAAACAAACACUUUAAAACACAGCUAAAUAAAUAUUCACUUCUCAAGGGAGUAGGUCUUGGUGUUACAAAACCACACCUGAUUGCCAUGUGAGAAAUAAAUGUUGCAUAUAGGGGUAUAAUAGCCUUUGAUAACACACAGUAACACCCUACUGAAAAUAUCCGUAAAAACGUUAUGGGGAAAUAAAUCACAUAUUUGACUUCCCAUGGUGACUGAUGAAUCACGCUGAAGGAUUCAUCUCGACAUGUUGUCUUACAGUAUCUCCUCGUGUUUAGGUCUCAGUUGAAAGCCUCAAUGGCAAAUGAAUAAAUUUUCUUUGUAACAAAAGCUGGAAUGCGUGAAUUGCAGGGAGACAAUCCGUGUGUUGAAAUGACAUAUGGAUGACAAUCAUCAGCUUGCAUUUUUCGCAUUCAGGGUAAAAUGAAUAGGUUUUUUGCAUUGUUGUAAGUCAUUUUAUUGAUAGGUAGCAGCAGAGUUUCACAAAAAGCUGACAAAUUAGAUUUUUAUAACACGCUUUGCACUCCUGUUGUCUUUGUCAAAAGGGUCUUGCAUUAAUGUUAAAUCCGUAAGUGCAACCACUUAAGUCAAAGCUGCUUAGCUGUACUUUAUUGCUCAUGUGCUUUUAAAAUUGACCUCUGGAGGAAACUGUAGAUUUCUAUCUUUUGAGAGAGAUAUAGCUUGGCUUUUUAUAUUCAGCAAAUACAUGUACCUCCAAAGUCAAGUUUUCUUUUAUUAAAGAUGUUUGAAAAUGAUGAUGUUGAAUGGAUUCUGAUAUAUAUCCCUCCAAAAAUUUUUUUAAAGAGAGCAUUGAUAAUAUUAUUGUUAUUCUUAUUUCUUAAAGGUGUACAUGUACAACAUUGAUUAGAUGCUGGUAAAAUAAUAUUCUCUGUUUCAUUAAAAGCAAUUUUGUAAGGGAUUCAUUUUUGCUAAAUUCCAAAAGGUGACCUUGGGUCAAGACUCUGAUAUGUAGUUGAUUUUUUAGGUGCUUAUGGGAGAAUAUUUUCCCCUGAUUUAAGACUAGCUUUGUAAGUUCUAGUUGGAUAUUUCAAAUCUGUUAUGACUGCAAAUUGUACUCUAUGAAUAAAUGGCACCUAAUUUUGGCAAAGUUUGUGUUUGCCAAAAGAAAAACAAACUUCCUUGCUCACGGAGGGAGACAUUGCAGCCUUAUUAGUGAGAAUGCAUGGCGACUAAAAAACCAAAGAAAAAAGGAAAGGGAAUUCGAAGUCACUGUGAUAGUGGAUGAAACAAAAUGGUACAGACUUCAGUGAAUUUGUUUUUGUACUGACUAAUAAAUAUUGUUUACUUGCAAAGUGUCAAUUAAAAAUGAUAUAUUUUUUUAUUAUGUAAUAAUUGUUCUUCUUGCUUAUCAGGUUUUAAUUAAAGGCGAGAAACACCUGACAGAAAAGGAAAUUUCAGAUCAGGCUAGAGACGAGGGUCAGAAAGCAGACUGUGAUAGGCAUGACGUGUUGGAGAAUAUGUGGUACUACAACCAGACCUAUUCAGCAGUCGGUCCAGAUGGAGUCAAGCAAGCACCUGUUUGGUAUGUGAUGGAUGAAUGCGGAUCAGCUGUUGUUCACUCCAGUCAUCCUAAUGUCAAGUGCUCACCAUUUGCUUUUGCUGUGACUGGGGUGUUCUAUUCUCUCCUUUGGCCUCUAGAAGACAUAAAUGUUGGCGAUGUUUGCACUAGAAAUUUUUGUCCUCAUUUGAGUAUGGCAGAACCACAGUUACAAAGAGAAGCCCGUCUUUUAGCUUUUAGUUCGUCGUUACCUGAUGUUAGUCCAAGUCAUUUUGUGGUUGAUCUGGCAAAAUUUCCUUCGUUACCAAGAGAGAACAAUAUGGUGGUAGAUGUCAAGUCGUUAUCAACACAGCCUGAAAGUGUCAACUGUUCCCUUUUGAAGGCUAAAAAAUUAAACUUAAAGUUCUUUUUGGAAAAGAAUGGCCGGGAGAAGAAGCCAGUUUUGAGAGAUUUGGGUUGUACUCUUGUAGAGUCUUUAACAGAAGCUGAAGCUCUGUGGUUAGAAAAAUGGAAUGUUUUGGGGCAAAGAAUCCAAAAUAAUGCAAGAAUCAACCGACUUGGAGGGGAGGAAAACCUUUUGCAUCGCCAUCUGUUAGCUGCUCAUGUGCAGGAGACUUGGGGAAAUGUACCCUGGUUCCCCAUGUCAUAUGACAUGUCUAUCCAUUUAUCAGCUUUGUGUGCUGACCAUUACUGCAGAGCAAUCUCCAGCUACUGGAUUUUACGAGCAGCAGAUCCAAGUUCCUUCAGUUUACAACCAAUUGUCACCAGUGAUCUGCGCAGGGUUUUGAGGUGCACAGAGAUGGGCCAUUUGGUGGCUUCGUACUGUAAGUAGAACAAUGCUAGGACAACGCUGUUGGCUCUGAACAAGGUCUUAAGUUUAUCCCCCUACUUACAUACAUUGCAUAUGAUUAGUGAAAGAUACUGCUGGCCAGCAUUGUUUCAUUGUUAACUUCCCCUUAAUUACAAUUAGGCAUUUAUCCUUUAGUCUUGAGCAUGCAUGUAGAUUUAGUAAAACUUUUUAAGGAAAAAGGACAUUUUUCUGUUAUUUUUGAUCUGGGAGUUCUGCCACCAUAAUCAGUGUAAAAUGUUGCCAUUGGAAGCAAAAGUUUAGCUAACAUUAUAUGUUCAACUAUAUUUUAGAUUGUGCUCGAACAGCAAUCAGCAAGAAGAGACGAUUCUGUCUACAGUAUGCAGUAACAGUGAAAUCGCUGGUGCCAUUAGAGGUCCUUGUGCAAAAUACUCCACACGUCAAGCUGGCAGAGAGGGAGAUAAACCAGAAUCAAUUCUUAGAUGAAUAUGAUUCUUCAGCUCUUCUUUCAUCCACGUCAGAUGUAAAGCAUAAUGGGGUGGUCAACCACAAGAUGACACACAGCGAAUUUUUAGCAGACUUCAGUGCAAAUUACUUGGUCAAGGGGAAAAUGUCAUGGGACGAUGUUCAGGCAAAGAUUUACAAGAGCAUUGGUAAGUUGUUUUAUGCUGUGGCACCAAGUCUGUGCUCUUUACAAGAUGGCAGCCGCACGGGAAGAGAUCUUUGUGCCGUGUAUGGUGUUGAUGUUCUCAUAAAAGACAAUUUGGAACCGCUUAUCAUCGGAGUGGAUCCCACACCAACUUUUGACAGUCCAAAGUGCUUUUCUGAUGUCCUUGUCACAGCAUUUGGACAGAACGGCGAGUGCUUGGACAGUGUAAACAUCACCCAAGUGUUUGUGAGGUAAAAUAAUCAAAGGGGACCUUUUGUUGUACAGGAAUAAAAGAGUACCGGGUAUUUAAUCAUCUUGAUUGAGAGUGUUAAUGUAACAAUACAAAAGUUGUGUAUAUGUAAAUAAUCACCCCAUUUACGUAAUCAAUGCCAUUCCCUGUAUGCAAAAUUGCUCUUUUUAAGUUUCUUCCCAUGAAUUACAGCAUAUUCGUUGUCACUGGGGAGCUUCACCCUUAUAAUCCCCAAUAUCGACACUCAAACUCUCCAGACUGGUGUGGAUGUUGCAGUUAAUUUUUUAUCUUUGGUAAUUUUUGUUUUUCUUUUGUUUGUGGUUAUGGUAAUGUAUGCCAAUGAAGUUGAAACAAAGGAAAAAUACAAAUUACCUGAGAUAAAAAAUUAAAUACAAUAUUUACAUUUCUUGCAUCUUAUUAGUUUCCAUAACCAUUUUUUUUUACUUUGUAUUGAUGUUGUUAUGAAAUAAUUUUAUUUUGGUCAUUCUUGGGACUUAAAGGGUUGAGCAACCACAACAACAAUGGCAAUGGCGUCAGAAAAAUAAUUGGCUUUAUGAGAAAAACAGCAGCUCUACACAAGCAUCACACGAUUUAAUACAUUUCUUUGGCAUUCACUGCAAAAUGAGGUAAAACCUCAUAUUGUGGAAUUUUCUGGAGGACUAGAACAUAUAACGACAAAUUUUCCUUUCUCUUUUAACCCUUUAAGCCCCAAUAUCCACAUACAAAUUCUCCAAAUUGAUCUCCAUACAUUUCCUUCAAGAAUUAGUUGAGAGAAUUUGUUAUCAGAUCAAAGCAUUUUCUCUUUAGUGAUCAUUUCAUAAAUUCUCAUAACUUUAUCUUUUGGCAAAGUAUGAAUAUUGUUGGGAGAAAAUUGAUGUUGGUCACCUUUGGGACUUGAAGGGUUAAAACCUGUAUAAAGUCCUUAAGAAUUCAACGCAGGAAACAAAAUGACAAAUGUGACAUGGAGGAGUAAUUUUGUUAUACAGGGAAGAAAAUGAUAAUGCAAAUGACUAUUUACUAACAAUAAUGAGUUUAUUUGAUUCUGCAUUAGUGAAGCUGACCUUGCAUGAUUAUGUCCAUACACAUAUAGAGCAAUAUUAAUGACUAAGAUUAGACGAGGAAUGCUAUUGCUAAAUAUAAUAUUUCUAGAACCCUGUGUGAUCAGCCGAUAAUAUGAAUGUUGUAACAGUCCAUUUGUUUGGUACAUGUACUGCUCCUCAUGCUUGAUGAUAAAAUUGCUGUAGGUUUCACAGUUGAUUAUAUUAGACUGUAUUAAAUCUAUCAUCAUGAAAAUAUUAGUGUUUUUUCCUCACCUACGUUAAAUUCCUUUACAAUACCCAGUCACAAAUUCAUUCUUAUUGUAGGAUAUAUUUACAUUUAGUGAUUACUCUUUUAUUUGUGCAUAAAGGUUUUUAGGUGGAUUUAAAGGGUAAUCAAUAAUUUAUGAUUCACCAUAUUUUGUACUAUUUUAUUUCUUCUCACUAACACAUGGCGCCAAUACGUACAUACAAAUGAAUAUAAUAUAUUGUUAUUUUUUCUUCGGCAAGAUCAGUGAGCAUUACUUUAUUUUUUUCUGGAUAUGUACAGUAGUGUGUCGUCAAAUUCAUAAGCCUGGCAUUGUGAACAACGUUUGCUUUAUUUUUUGAGUAUACUGUAAUUUGUUAGACUUGUGUCUCCUGUUUGUUUUCUUUUCCUAUAGGGAGUGAUCGUUUUAAGAGGUUCUCAAAAUUAGCCAUUUUUCAUUUUUCUGUAAUGUUCAUUAUAAUGAUGUCAUUUUCAUAGUUAAGAUUCUCUUUGCAGUAUGCAUGUCUGGAUUAAGAUACUUCAAGCUUGAAAGUACUAACUCAUUGCCUAACUUUUUGUAACCCAUAAUCAAAUUUAUUUUGUCCCUAUAUUUUGGUAUUGACUCUCAUUUUAGUCUAAAAUUGACUGGGUCUCUGAGUAAAGGUGCAAAAUUAUUUUAUAAGCCACAUUUGCAUGUGUCAAAACAAGAAAAUUUGUUUAGUAUUUUGCAUAACAUUUAAGACCCAGUCUUAAAAACUUGACACCUGUUUUAGUCAAAGUCGCAGUAUUUUUAUCGUGAGUCUGAAGAAUUUUUUUCAAACUCUGAACCCACUCAUAUGCAGUGACAUCGAGUGACUGGUUUCAAAGUUCUUAAUAAAAUGAUUAUAAAAUACCACUACUUUGCUGUAUUCAGCUGUGACAGCUGAACGUUUUCCACUAAGUAUGAUAAAUUGGUUCACAAGCUUUGAGCUGGCAUGAGAUACAAGUUUUUAAUCCACAAGCAUGAACUUGCUCCAAGAGAGAGUUAACCAGUUUAGAUUCAGUCCUAAGUUGUCAACAAAUCGUUUGUCCUGAUUAGUUAGUUUUACUUUUAUGAACACAUAAUCUUUUCAUAUCUGCAGCAAAAUGGUGAUCUUUCACCUUGAAAAACUUUAACUGGGUGGAAAAUUGUUCAUUUUGCUUUUUACUGGCUGUGUGACAAUUUAUAGGUAAUCUCUUUUGUCAUGUUUUGUGCUAACAAAGCAUAUUUCACAAUGUGCUGUUUUUUGAGAAAAUUUUUUUUACUGUCUAUACAUGUACUGGGUAUUUUACCUCUGUUUUGUUUUGUUUGUCUGCUUCUCCAUUUUCUUAAUAUUUAAGCAAACACCCUGCUUUAACACUGGAAGUUUGUCUUUGGACAGGUAGUGCAAAAUUAUUAAUGAAGUUGUGAAUUGACCCCUUUUUGGCUAUUCUUAGGAAACUUUUAUGAGCGUGAUUUACUAGUGUGGCUGUUGUUUUUAGACUUUCAAACAAUGGCUACAUUUGUAAAUUGCAAUUGUAAAGGUUUUAUUUAAGUGACCUUAGUGUAACUGUGAAUCUUUCAAUGCCUUUGCAUCCUUUUUUUUUUGCCAGCUUGUCCAAAAUGCAAAUAUUGUUGCUCUUACGCUCCACUUAUGUGUUGGUUUUUGAGUGGUAAAAUGUCAUCUGUUGUGGGGUUCCUGAAACCAAUUAUGUAACAUAGGUGAUUUUUUUUUUCAUGUUUUAACCUUAAUUUUUUAUUUGUGGAAAUGUCAAUUUCCCAUGGAGAAUAACAACUAUUACAAAGUUGUUUUUUUUUCCACUUUGUGAGGUGGCAAUUAGCACUUGGCCUGUCUUCAGUUCUAAAUCCUUAGGUUCUAGAAUAAAACAAUGACCCCUGCUGGUACAGCCAUGUAACUAAUACAAGUACUGUAAACUGCGGCUUAUAAGCCCUCCGCUUCCCCCCUUCUUAGUUAUAGGCCUGUCUACCUGUAAACCAAAAAAAAUGCAUCUGAUUAUAAAUGUAAAACAUAUUUUGAUUAGCUCUGCUAUAGCUUGUUUUUGAGGCUCUUUUCCUAUGCUCGUUUUAAGCCUCCUCUGAUAUACACCCCUGCCCUCCUGAAAAACCUUGCAAAGAUGUGUCACCCCAGGGCUUAUAAGCAGCAGGUUACCGCAUUGACCAAAUUGUCAUAAAUUAGUGAUAACUUGGUAUGUGACAGACAAGCCUUACCUUAUGUGUAGAUAAUAAACUAAUGUAAGUGUUGUGGUUCAAUUUUAUCUGUGGUUUAGGGGUUUUUUUAAGUGGUGGUGGGAAUAGUAAUGUUUUAUGGUGAGCAUGAAAAAAAGGAAAAUACCAUUUCAUUCAAAGAUAAAGUAGAACCACAACAUAAGUAACUGCUGAAAUAGUCGAAGCUGAUGCUAUCAGGAUCUCAGCUAGGAUUGGUUGGGUAGAAGGUGGGAAGCAAGAUUUCUGAGGCUCUAAUGUGUUUGCAGUGGAUUGUGAGAACAUUUUACUCUGUACCAUCUAUAUCUGGGACACUGUAAUAGAGAUGUUUUGUUUUUGGCUUUUAAGACAGGUUGAAGUUGUCUUUAUAUACAUUUGCUCUACAAGAGUGAAGUGAUUUUUGAAGGAAAUAUGAGUGACAAAUGUGUUUUUCUUAUUUCAUGUAAAAAAUAAGACAAAAGGUUGUAACUUUACAUCAGUAUGUAGCAUGCAAGCAAUGGCUCCAUAGGGGAUAUCGUGAGAGAAGUCUCAUGCAAGCAGCAUGUGAAAAUGAGAGCUUGCUAGUAGGCUCUAUCAGUACGGUGUAUCCUGAUUUCAGUGUAAAUUUAUGUUCCAAUCUUACAAAUUCAUAUACCCACCAUAUCUCUAUCAAAGUAUCUCACAGUACCAGAGUACAAUGUAAACACAGCCUUAGCAGAACAUGAUUAUAGCUUCCUAUUUUCCAAGCGGCUGUUAGAGCCAUUAAUCUUCAAACACUUCUAUUUUCAAUGGUCCUUGUAAUAACACCUGUUAUUGUUGUUAGGGCCUGUAUGUUAACAACUCUGUUGUUAAGGGCCUUGUUGGUAAUCCAGCAAAUCAUUCUGAGAGUGUUGUGGCAUCAUAGCUGCUACUUGUCCAGCCAGAAUCAAUAAAAAAACAGCUGCAUUUAUUAGCCAAUGAUCAUUCUACCACUAGCCUGUUGAGAACCUGAGUAAUGACAGUACUGUUUUAGAAUUUGUUACUUAUUUUAGUUUUUUUUCCCUCCAUUAGAUCUUUUCUCCAUGACUUAAUUUUACUUAGUGCUAAUUUCUGCUUAUUAGAAACUGUAACAAUUGCUGCCAUCACAACCUUACCACUUGUAUUCAUCAGCACAUGUGAAUAAAAUAUGCGAGAUUUGU